AAUCCUUGCUUACUUCUUUUUUUUUUAAUUUUUUUCAAAUCUCUCUGCAAAGGAACAGUAGCAGGGGCAGAAGCAGAAGAUCUGCAUUCUUCAUUCUCACACAUUCCCUUGUUAAAGUUCCCAUUUUGGGAAACCAAAGCCUUUUCUUUUUUCUAUCCUCAGCUGUUCCUGUCUAGCUUCUCUUUUUGUGCUCUUAUCUUCCAUGAAAAACGCAGGAAAAGAAACUAAGGAAAAUGGGUGAAGAAUCAGUAACAGCAGACAGAGCAGUUGAGCAGGCAAUUGUUGCAUUGAAGAAGGGUGCGCAUCUUCUUAAGUUUGGUGAAAGAGGGAAGCCAAAAUUCUGCCCAUUCAGGCUAUCUCCGGAUGAGAAACUUUUAAUAUGGUAUUCUGGUAAGGAGGCAAGAGAAUUAAAGUUGAACUCAGUUACAAACAUUAUCCAUGGGCAGAAAACUGUAAAUUUCCAAAGGCACCCUCAACCAGAAAAGGAGUCACAGUCUUUUUCACUUGUCUAUGGAAAUGGUGAAUGCACUCUAGAUCUGAUUUGCAAGGAUAAGGAGCAGGCUGACUCUUGGGUUUUGGGCUUAAGAGCCUUGAUAUCAAGGUCUGACCGCCCUAAAUCUUUGAAUUUGUGGAGCCGUCGAGGAGCACAAACCUGUGCCAAUAGUCCAGUUGGUUAUUCACGAAGAAAGAAAGAUCUAGAGCUACUGGAGGGUUCCAUCAAAGUUUCUCAGAUGCACAGCUUAUGUGGGAGUCCACGUUCACUGGAUGAGAGGUGUCUUUCAGAUGGCUUGUUAUAUUCUUCUGAGAGCUUUUAUUCAUCAGCACCAAGAACGUUGUCAAACAUUCAAAGUGUAAUGGGUACUGUAUUUCCAAAUUCAUUUUAUUUGGAGCCGGAUUAUCUGAAUGAGAAGAAAGAAGCUUACACCAGCACAGGGUCUCAUAAGAAUCUCCUUAAUGGGGUCAGUUCCCACACUCAUUGUUUUUCAACAUCAGACAAGAAUGAUAUUUUGAGGGAUGUGUUUCUAUGGGGUGAAGGGUUAGGAGGAAUUUCAGGGGGUGGUGUUGACAGAUGUGAUACCUCAAGUCAUGCUCAAUCCGAUUCUUUGGUCCCCAAAUUAUUAGAAUCCAUAAUGAUGUUAGAAGUGCAGACGAUUUCUUUAGGAAGGAAACAUGCUGGUUUGGUUACCAAACAGGGUGAGGCCUAUUGCUGGGGAGAAGGAAGUGGGGGAAAACUUGGGCACAAAACUAAUAUGGAUGUGUCUGAUCCCAAAAUUGUUGAAUCCCUUAAUGGGGUUAAUGUGAAAUCCAUUUCAUGCAGUGAAUGUUACACGUGUGCUCUCACGCUUUCUGGUGAACUUUAUAUAUGGGGGGACAACAAUCAUGGCGGCGGCUUCAUUGGGGAUGGGAAAAAUAGGAGUAAGUGGCUGCCUUAUAAACUUUCUGGUCCACUGGAUGGAAUAAGUAUAUCAGGUGUUGCAUGUGGGGAAUGGCACAUGGCAAUUGUUUCUUCCUCUGGGCAGUUAUUUACAUGUGGAGAUGGGACAUUUGGGGUUCUUGGACAUGGUAAUCUGCAAAGCAUUUCCCAACCAAAAGAGGUUGAAUCUCUGAAAGGAUUAAGGGUAAUGUCUGUUGCAUGUGGGCCAUGGCACAUGGCUGCUAUUGUCGAUAUCAUGGUUGAUCAUUUCAAUACAAGUGUUCCCGGUGGAAAAUUAUUUACGUGGGGUGAUGGGGAUGAAGGAAGGCUUGGGCAUGCUAGCCAGGGAACGAAGGUUCUACCAACUUGUGUUGCACAACUCGUGGAUCAUGAUUUUCUUCAAGUAUCUUGUGGAAUAACGCUGACUGUUGGACUCACAGAUACGGGUAUAGUGUACACAAUGGGAAGUAAAAAGCAUGGGCAACUGGGGAAUCCACAGGCCCGAGAUAAAUCAAUUACAAUUGUGGAAAGCAAACUCAAGGGAGAGUUUGUUAAGGAAAUCUCAUCAGGAUCAUAUCAUGUAGCAGUCUUGACGUUGAGGAAAAGAGUUUACACAUGGGGAAAGGGUGCAAAUGGACGUCUAGGAUUAGGUGAUAUUGAAGAUAGAAACUCUCCAACAGUAGUGGAGGUCUUGAGAGAUAGACAAGUAGAAAGUAUUUCUUGUGGAUCCAGUUCCACAGCUGCAAUUUGUUUGCACAAAUCUAUAUCCAGUAUGGAUCAAUCUGUUUGUAGUGGAUGUAGCAUCAUAUUUGGGUUUACCAGGAAGAAGCAUAAUUGUUAUAACUGUGGCCUUUUGUUCUGCCAUCCAUGUAGUAGUAAAAAGGUUAUUAAUGCUUCUUUGGCACCAAAUAAAAGCAAGCCCUUUAGGGUCUGUGAUUCUUGUUUCAAUCAACUGAGGAACAAUGGACGAUCCGAUAAAGUACUAAAGUCAGAGAACCCAAGCCCAAGACUGGCCCCAUGGAAGCCAUGCUCUGAUUUGAAAGUAAGCACUGGAGAAGCGACAUUUACACAGGGCCCACUGAUUUCACCCAAACUUUCCAGCCAAGAAGAAGCAAAAUGCAUUGAGGAGCAAACCUCGUCAAAACAAUGGGGAAAUGAGCUUCCUCUACAAACUGGUUCACCUUUUUUAUCUACUCUACCAAGAUGGGGGCAAGUCCCUAUCCCCCUGUCAUUCAGCAAAUAUGAUAGCGAAAAUUCUCCAGCAUUUCACCAUAUCUCCAGAAAUGAAUCAUCUUCUGCUCCAUCUGUCCAUUCACAACAGAUGGUCUAUGAAUCAGAAUCUAAUUUUCCAACUGCUAUGGUAGUAAAUAAUGGCUUAUAUGAAUCAGAGAGGACCCUUGGUGAAGAAGUCGAGCAUUUAAGAGCUGAGGUGAAGAACCUUGAAAAACAGUGCCAAAUGAAAAGCAGGAAGAUCCAUGAAUAUCAGCAACAGAUUGAGGAAACAUGGUCAAUAGCAAGGGAGGGGGCUGCUAAACGUAAGGAUGCAAAAGAAGUUAUAAGAGCUUUAAAAGCGAGGUUACUGGUCAUGUUGGAGAGACAUUCAACUGCAACAGAAGCAAACACUUUCUCUGCACUCAGCCAUGGAGCUGAGGCCCAUCAGCGUCAUUCCCUACCAACCUCUACAGAUAAUCCAGAAUUAAAUGCUGCAGACCCCACUUUGCUCUUUACCAAUCAAUUGCCACCUCCAGUUGCUGUGCUUAAGAACAGGCUAGGUGACCCAUGUAGCUCACCUAUGUCAUCUUGUGAUACACUGUCUAGUAUGUGCUGUACUAGAUCGGUGGAAGGUUUACAUGUUGCAAGGACAGAUUCUAGACAAACUGUCACUAAAGAAUUGAAGACAGAGUGGGUAGAGCAAGAUGAACGUGGUGUGUAUGUUACAUUGCUAAGUUUACCGAGUGGAAGGAAUGGACUGAUUCGGGUGAGAUUCAGUCGGAAGCGAUUCAAUAAAAAAGAAGCUGAGCAAUGGUGGGAAGAGAAUCAAUUAAAAGUAUAUGAAAAAUACGACAUUGAAAGGCACAUCAGUCCCAGCACAAAAAAGAUGGAAGGUUGACGUUUCUCCUCCAUUACUUUUUAUAGUUCUGCCUAAUAUUUGAGUUCAUCAGAUAUUCCAUCUGCAGCAUGUCAAGAAGGAUCAUCACUGAACCCAAU
This is a messenger RNA of Telopea speciosissima, 3622 nucleotides long. Its product is annotated as PH, RCC1 and FYVE domains-containing protein 1-like. The transcript is spliced from 9 exons. Lineage: Eukaryota; Viridiplantae; Streptophyta; Magnoliopsida; Proteales; Proteaceae. The record is from RefSeq and is a predicted model, not a curated record. The coding region runs from base 234 to 3524 and encodes 1096 amino acids. Gene Ontology annotation, molecular function: metal ion binding.